AUGUUUAGAAUCGCGAAGAAUUUGGUGAAGACGUUUGAACAAUCGGUACACGACAUCUCAUUGGAUAGGUCACUGGAUUCGUAUUUUCAGUCUAUUCCGUCCAACUUGCUUAUCCCAGGAAAUGAUACAACCAACUCACUACAUGGUCUUAGAGUGGUGAAAGUUGAAGAAUCGCAGCUUCAGGUGACAUCGUUUUUCGAUUACAUUGUAGGAAUCGACAACAACCCAUUACCGAUGAUUGUGAAUCAGCAUGGAUUUCUAUAUCCAGACUACAAUGCUAUCUUCAAGGUCUUGAACAGCCAUUGUGGUGCCGGUGUGCUUUUCAACAUAUGGUCUGGUAAAGGUGGGUCAUACAGGGAUGAAUACAUCCAUAUCAUAGCUAAAAAUACGGUUGAAGAUAUCCCCUUGGACUCUGAAGUUAGUGAAAACACACACGCACUGUUUGAAACGUUGGGGUUCUCUGUACAAUGGGCACCGCUACUUGGAGCAACCUACACAUACCACGUUUUAAAUAUCAACAUCCCGAACGGCCCUGCCGUUGCAAGUGGCCUAGUUCCAGGUGAAGACUACAUCAUCGGCUGCCAGGAUGGGUUAUUAGCCACAGGAGGAGAAACUAUCCUACAGGACAUUGUCAGGUCGAAAGCCAACCACGAGCUCGUUCUAUACGUCUACAAUGUCGCCCACGAUUGCGUCAGACCAGUGACUGUCCAAAUUGGCCACGAAGGAAGACUAGGUUGUGCGGUUGGAUACGGCUUCAUCCACAGAAUCCCUCAACCAAAAACCAGCUUUCCGCCAACAACUGAUGAUCCUUCCUCAAACCCAAAAGAUACUUUCAUACCGGCAACAAAAAUUGACCCGCACCACAUCACUGCUACCCCCAAAGAGCCUGCACAAACUUCAUCACCCCCAACCCCACAACCAACCGGCAACUUUGCAGUGCCUCCUCCUGUUCACAAGAAGAAACGGCACACCAAUCCAAAUGCUUCUUCUGCCAUGGAGGAAUACUUCCUACAAGGAAGGGACAAAAGCCCUAACAUCUCAAGUACCUCAACCCCUCUCCCCCCACCACCUCCCGUCCACCACGGUACAGGAGGCAGCUAA
Messenger RNA from Eremothecium cymbalariae DBVPG#7215, 1101 nucleotides. RefSeq names its product Grh1p (gene GRH1). Bases 1 to 1101 code for a protein of 366 amino acids. The transcript has a single exon. Gene Ontology annotation, cellular component: Golgi apparatus. Lineage: Eukaryota; Fungi; Ascomycota; Saccharomycetes; Saccharomycetales; Saccharomycetaceae. Gene Ontology annotation, molecular function: protein binding. Gene Ontology annotation, biological process: Golgi organization. The record is from RefSeq and is a predicted model, not a curated record.